Messenger RNA from Phacochoerus africanus (Common warthog), 3509 nucleotides. RefSeq names its product XPC complex subunit, DNA damage recognition and repair factor (gene XPC). Bases 65 to 2899 code for a protein of 944 amino acids. Gene Ontology annotation, biological process: mismatch repair; nucleotide-excision repair. Gene Ontology annotation, cellular component: cytoplasm; XPC complex; nucleotide-excision repair factor 2 complex. Lineage: Eukaryota; Metazoa; Chordata; Mammalia; Artiodactyla; Suidae. Gene Ontology annotation, molecular function: damaged DNA binding; single-stranded DNA binding. The transcript is spliced from 16 exons. The record is from RefSeq and is a predicted model, not a curated record.
GCGCGAGCUGCGUCCCGCGGAGACGCGGUGCGUCACGCUCUAGGCGAGUCUUGCCCGGGCAGAGAUGGCUCCAAAGCGCACGGCGGGCAGGGCGCUGCGGGGGCGCAAACCGCGCGGCCAGAAGGCCAAGGGCAAGGGCAAAGCCCGGCGCGAGGAGAAGGAGGCGGAUGUCUCUGAAGAUGAGAAACCUCUGAAGAAGAGCCUUCUCUCAAAAGUUUCACGAGGAAAGAGGAAGAGCAGCUGUGGUGCUUCUGGGGGCCCAGCAGCAGGUCCAGCGAGAAAGAAGGUGGCCAGAGCGACUGUGAAAUUGGAAACCCCCCAGGUUGUAAAGGAUGAAGCCCUCAGUGAUGAGGAUGACUUCAGGGACUUUACAAGCGCCCGGAAGAAGGCGCACCUUCCAAAGAAAGAGGCUGCUGUGGACACAGGGGCCUGUGAAGGGGAUGCCGAGGAGGAGAGUGAGGAUGACUGGGAAGAGGUGGAAGAACUCACUGAGCCUGUGCCUGGUGGCUUGGGAGAGAACACAGACUUCUCUAAAUCUGCUGUGCCUGUGAAGCCAGUGGAGAUAGAAAUUGAAACCCCAGAGCAGGUGAAAGCACGAGAAAGAAGUGAAAAGAUAAAAAUGGAGUUUGAGACACAGCUGCGGAGGAUGAUGAAGCGUUUCAAUAAGGAAGUCCAUGAGGACACACACAAGGUCCACCUUCUGUGUCUGCUGGCAAAUGGCUUCUAUCGAAAUAGCAUCUGCAGCCAGCCAGACCUGCGUGCCAUUGGCCUCUCCAUCAUCCCAACUCGCUUUACCAAAGUGCCACCCCGAGACGUGGAUGUCUACUACCUGUCGAACCUGGUGAAAUGGUUCAUUGGAACAUUUACAGUUAAUGCAGACCUUUCAACCAAUGAGCAGGAUGGCCUGCAGACGACGUUGGAGAGGAGGUUUGCUAUUUACUCUGCAAGAGAUGAUGAAGAGUUGGUCCAUAUAUUUCUGCUGAUCAUCCGGGCCCUGCAUCUCUCUGCCCGACUUGUGCUGUCCCUACAGCCAAUUCCGCUGAAGUCAUCAGCAGCAAAGGGAAAGAAAGCUUCCAAGGAGAGAUCCACAGAGGGACCUGGGUGUUCCUCAGAAACUUCCAGCCCAGGUCCCGCAAAGCAAACCAAACUGAAGAGCAGCAGCGGAAACAGACAGGAGGACCCCUCUUCUGAGGGUACCAGUGGUCCCCGGGCCAAAGGGAAGGGGAGAAAGGCGGCUGCAGCCACGAAGAAACGGAGAGAGCCGUCCUCCAGUGGGGAAGAGGAGGGCGAGGCGGCAGGGCAGCAGGGUGAGGCCCGGAGAUCUGCACGUGGACGGCGGCGGCAGGCAGCCACCAGGGUGUCUUACAAGGAAGAGAGUGGCAGUGACAAGGCCAGCAGUAGCUCUGACUUUGAGCUCUCCAGUGGGGACAGCCAUUGCCCAUCUGACGAAGAUUCUGAGCCUGGCCUCCGGAGGCAGAGGAGGGCCCCAGGCCUGCCGAGGACAAAGGCGGGGGCCAAGAGUGACUCCAGGUCCCAGCGUGGCAGCCACCCCAAGCCCCCGGGCUUUCCGGCAGCAUCUGCAGGCCCGCCAGGCAGUAAGCGUAAAGGAGGCAGGAAGACAUCCGUGCGUGGGGAGGAGGCAGACAGAGGGAAAGUGGCUGGUGUGGACCACUGGCUGGAGGUGUUCUGUGAGCGGGAGGACAAGUGGGUGUGUGUGGACUGUGUGCACGGGAUGGUGGGCCAGCCCCUGACCUGUUACCAGUACGCCACCAAGCCUAUGACCUACGUUGUGGGCUUCGACGGUGAUGGCUGGGUCCGUGACGUCACCCAGAGGUAUGACCCUGCCUGGAUGACAGCUACCCGCAAGUGCCGGGUGGACGCCGUGUGGUGGGCUGAGACCCUGCGACCCUACCGGAGCCCGCUGCUAGAGAGGGAGCAGAGGGAGGACCAGGAGUUUCAGGCAAAGCACCUGGACCAGCCUAUGCCCACUGUCAUCGGCACAUACAAGAACCACCCGCUGUAUGCCCUGAAGAGGCACCUCCUAAAGUAUGAGGCCAUCUACCCCGAGACGGCUGCCAUCCUCGGCUACUGCCGUGGGGAAGCCGUGUACUCCAGGGAUUGUGUGCACACCCUGCACUCCAGGGACACGUGGCUGAAACAAGGGAGAGUGGUGAGGCUGGGAGAAGUGCCCUACAAGAUGGUAAAAGGCUAUUCUAACCGGGCCCGGAAGGCCCGCCUGGCCGAGCCGCAGCUGCGGGACCACAACGACCUGCCCCUGUUUGGCCAGUGGCAGACCGAGGAGUACCAGCCACCCGUGGCUGUGGACGGGAAGGUCCCCCGGAAUGAGUUUGGGAACGUGUACCUCUUCCUGCCCAGCAUGAUGCCUGUGGGCUGCGUUCAGCUGAAUCUGCCCAACCUGCAGCGUGUGGCCCGGAAGCUGAACAUCGACUGUGUCCAGGCCAUCACUGGCUUUGACUUCCACAAAGGCUACUCUCAUCCCAUAACCGAUGGCUACAUAGUGUGUGAGGAGUACAGAGACAUUCUCCUGGCCGCCUGGGAGAAUGAGCAGGCGCUCAUCGAGAAGAAGGAGAAGGAGAAGAAGGAGAAGCGGGCUCUGGGGAACUGGAAGCUGCUGGUCAAAGGGCUCCUCAUCAGGGAGCGGCUGAGGCUUCGCUACGGGACACAGAGCAAGACAGCUGCUCCCCACACAGACACAGGAGGACUGUCUUCAGAUGAGGAAGAGGGCACCAGCUCGCAAGGGGAAGCGGCCAGGAUCCUGGCUGCCUCCUGGCCCCAAAACCGAGAGGCUGAGGAGGAACGGGAGCGGAAAUGCCCCAGGAGGACCAGGAGGGAGAAGAAGGAGGCAUCUUCCCACCUGUUCCCUUUUGAGAAGAUGUGAUGUUGAAUGGUUACCUGCUCAGUGGCUUGGCCCUGGGGGUACCUGGGCCCUGAGGGCUGAGAAGGCACAGAGGUAGCAUGUGCUACAGACGAGGGCCGGGGCAAGCAUCCCGUGGGUUUGCUUGGCUGCAGUCGGGGUGGAGUCACCCAGGGUCGGACUUUACCGCCACAACCUAGGCUUUGAGCUGACACUUCCUCAGGAGCCCUCCUGCCCCCGAGACUUCCCCUCCUGGAACCAUGGGGAGCGUCUGGUGAUGGUGAGGUUAGGGAUGCGCCAGGCCUUGUUUCCCAGUAGAGUCCCGCUGCAUCUGGUGCUGCUUAACACCGUACAGGGAGAACAAGUCAAUGUAGGCCACCUCGGGGGGAUAAGCUCUGGGACCUACUUUUCCAGGUAACGUUUGGUGGUGGCAGCAACCUCGAACAAAAAGCUAUAAUCAGGAAAGAAAAGGAAAAACAAUGGGAAUUAAAGAAAUGUUAGGAAGGGUGGAUCACUGUUCAACUAGAUUUUAUUCACUACUGGAAACAUUUAUAAAGCUCUAUGCAAAGUAGUUAUUUAGGAGAAAUAACUUUUACAAUAUUUUGAGAAAAAAAAUAAAGCACUUACAUAAGAA